AUGGAGGUCCAAAACGAAGUGGCACAAAACCCAUGUGCACAUGUAAAAAAAAAAACAAAAAAACAUGAAAGGAGGGGGAACAAACGAGCUCACGCUCCGAAAACGGAUAUAGCAAAAGGAAGAAAUGUAGUAAAUAAAAAGAGUAGAAAAAAUAGCAACAACGAAAAUGACCGCGCUGACGAGUACGCAAAUGACAACCCUGGUAGUCGCACCUACAACCGAAAUGAUCUCCAUGCCUAUAACCGCUACGACAAUGAAGAACAAAAUGCAGACUUCUCGCCUGAGGAGUUAGGACCCAUCAUGGACGAUCAGAACGAUGUAAUUCAUGUGGAAAGCAAAAACCACAACGGGAUAGCACCUGACGAAAAUCAGGACACUACCAUGUCCACGCAUGAUGAUAACACGAUGGAAGAAGGAGACAACACACAGCAUUGCGACAUGCAUGACGCAUGGAUCACAUUUUGCCAAUAUCUCAACUGCAUGCAAAAAAAGGACUACAUAAAUGAAGAAGACACACAUUCUGAAUUAACGGUGCCCCCAAAUGAGUUGUUCAAAACUUCUAACUUUUUCUGUCAUAAGAAUAACUUUUUUUGUAAUGAACAUGAGGAGGAUUAUUCGGCCCCUAAUUCCGUGGACGCGAAUAAGGCGAGCGGCAUUUUCUGUUGGAAGGCUUCUCACCACGGUGGUGAAGGCGAGCCAUGCGACUCCACCCAGGGAGGGGAAGACGCACCUGGGGAAAGCGACGCUAACAACAGGAAUGGUUACACGAACAUGUCCACCAUGUUUAACAUUGGCUUCUGCAACAGCAAGAAUGACCCCAUGGAAGGGGAACUCCCAGACGGAGAAAACCCUACCCUGCUGGACAAUGAGCGGAAUGACGGCAAUGACGACAAUGACGAAAAUGAGCAGAGUGAGCAGCAUGAGCAAGGAGAACAACAAGACACAAACAUACAAUUCAUGAGCACAGGUAAAGAAGAGUCACAUUACGCAAGUGUAAACAACCUCAAUGCUUCCUCAUCCUUACUGUCCACACACACAAGUGAAAAAAAUAAUUUAGAGCAUUCUGCUUACGAGAUCAGUCCUCUGGUCAGUCCAAACCCUCUUAUCAGUGGAGGCAGAAUUGACAGAAACGUCAUUUUCAUACAAUUAAGAAAUUUCUCACAAAAAAUUGAAGAGUACAUUUCGGACGAGAAACUUUUCAGAGCGCAAAAGUUAAUCGUUCAUGUACAAAAGUACGUAGAAUAUUAUAUCAGCUAUUUCAAAAAAAUGAAUGACGAAGAAGUUGUUCAAAUGUUAACAAACUAUUAUGAAGAGAACUGCACUGAUAAGAAUGUCAGUUAUAGUGUGAACAGAUUAAAAGUCCAUUUAAUGCUUUAUAUUUUAAAUUUUUUUCGCUUGCAUGAGAUGACGAGCGUGCUUCAAGAUUAUUCAUACUACUUUUCAGUGGACAAGAACAACAGCAUAUCCUCUGACAUGAUGAGCAACAGCGUGGACAACAACACUUUGCAGACUUCGGGGGAAAAUGCGAACAUGGACAGGAAAUCUUCUGAGGCUCACUCCGCCGAGCAUGUCGCUGUAAACUCCGAUGAGGGCCCCGCUUGCGGCUUGUCCGCCAUGGGCCUCAGCUUGGACGGUGAAGUGCAUGGUGAGUUGCACGGUGAGGUGCAUGGUCAUGAGCAAAAUGCGCAAAGCGGUGAGGUUAAUGCAGACCGAUCUGUCGAUCAUGCAUGUGAAGACCCUGGCGAAGAGACAGAAGAACCAAACGAGGGCCCAGCGGACGAUCAUCCGAGCGGCAACAAGAAGGACGACGAGGAGGUGGAACAAGCAAAACGAGAGAGUCAAGUCAUUGUGGAUAAAAUGUAUCACGACGAGUGCAACGGGUCCAGCAUCCUGAACAGCAGCAAAGUUUCAGAUACGAAGAAAAAUUCAAAAGAAGAAAACAACAUAAACACAAAAGGAAGUAAUCACCAUAUGGUUAAAAUUAUUCAAAAAUAUUCAAGACGACUUAAAAACUUUAGGAAAAUGAAACAAAACAAAGAAGGCUGGAUUAAGGAAAAUGAUAAAUAUUUAGAUUUGUGGCACAGAGUGGAUAGUGAUAAUAAUGUUUCUGUUCAUAUACGGGCGAAGCUUCCCUACGAGGUCAACAUGAUCCUGUCCAUUCUGAGCGAAACGGAGCUAAGCACCCACUGGGUUCCCUUCCUGACGUCCUCGCAGAAAAUCAAAGGCUUGUCGAAAUCAAGCGGCAUCAUGUCGCAGCUCUACGAGUACCCCAUAAUAGGGAAGAAGGAGUCGCUGUUGUACGGCCUGGGCGCCAACACGCUGGAAGAACUCGGAUGCCUAAUUCUCUGCUGCAUGUGCCCCCCGGAGCUGAAGAAAGACAUUGAGUUCUACCUAAACAUGUGCGAACAAUUGAACAUAAACAAAAAUGAAGAAAUAUUAAAAGUUAAAGAAACCCAAUUAAAAUUCAGAAAAGUAAAAAGAGACGUCACUUUUCUCGAUAGCCAGUUACCAGAACCCACACCCAAAAUGGACAGACAAAGGGCAGCCAACUUAUGCUUCUUAAUAUACCCAUUGAAUAAUGGAAACUCCACCGUUCUGGAGCUAUAUGUUCAUGUGGAAAAUGAGUUUAAGUAUACGCCAAUAAAAAUGGUCACUUAUUUUAUUAAAAAAAUUGUGAAAAAUAUGUACGAGAAUAUCAUCAAGACGUGCAAAAAUUACCACACCAUUUAUGGUGAGCGGCUAAACACGAACAAGGAAUUUUACGUCUGGCUCCAUGACCAAAUGAAUAAGUACAACAAGAGCAAGCAUCACACCAAGUUCAUUGAUUCGAUGAGUCUCGAGAGCUACCACGAGCCGGAGAACAGUGACCCGAUGUAG
Messenger RNA from Plasmodium fragile, 2877 nucleotides. RefSeq lists its product as uncharacterized. The transcript has 2 exons. Lineage: Eukaryota; Apicomplexa; Aconoidasida; Haemosporida; Plasmodiidae. The record is from RefSeq and is a predicted model, not a curated record. The coding region runs from base 1 to 2877 and encodes 958 amino acids.